GGUGGUGGGAGGGAGAUUGGCGGGCGGCAGGGGAGGUGUGCGCGUGUGGUGACAGCGAGCCCUGACAGCUCGCUCACACUGCGCGAGUCGCCACCAUUCAAUGAGGUCGCUUCGGAAUACCGCCCGAUGAUGAUGAUGGUGGUUCCCUUCUUCUAUUCACUCGGUCCAGCCAGGCUGCGCUGACGACGUCUAGCAGCUGCGAGGGAGCCGCCUCCAUCCCCGACUGCGUUAAUUUCCGUCCGCUUCUCUGCGUGUGUGUGUUUUGGACGAGAACAUUAAAAAAAUAAAGAUAGAUUAUAUUAAAAGGAGACAAACCCCUGCGUACCAACAAGAACGGAAGAAAUCGAGAAGCGAUACCAACAUCCCCGCAGCGUGCCGCGACAAUGGAUUACGGACAACACCGCCACCGCCGCUCUUCCACUGUGAUCCUCACCGCCUUCCUCGUUAUGUCUUUAGCAAAGGUGGCGCUGUGCACGGGAUACGUCGAGUUCCAACUCGUGUCGCUCGUCAACGCGCACGGGGAACUCCAAAGCGGGGAAUGUUGCGACGGCGAGAGGCCCCGAGCCGGCGCGGCUUGCCCGCAGCAGUGCCGCACGUUCGUGGCGCUGUGCCUGCGCCAGUACCAGCAGGCGUCCAGCCUGCUCAGCAAGAGCAGCCCCUGCGUGCUGGGCAAUGGCUCGACCCCCGUUAUCGGAGGGAAUAACUUCACCCUGCGCAGCAACGUCAGGGGCGAGAGCGCAGGGCGAAUCUCCAUCCCCUUCAAGUUUGCGUGGCCGAGGGCGUACACGCUGAUCCUGGAGGCGUUCGACAAGGACACCCAAGCUGCCGCGGCGGCAGCUGGUGGCGCCAGCGGCAGCAGCGGCGGCAACACGGGGUCCGGCACGCAGCUGAUCACGCGGGUCACCUACUCGGGCAUGAUCAACCCAGGCGACCAGUGGCACAACCACUCAGCGGUGGGCGCGCGCGCCGUCACAGUGGACUACCGUCUGCGGGUGAUGUGCGACGAGCACUACUUCAGCACCAACUGCACCAAGCUGUGCAAGCCGCGCGACGACUACUUCGGCCACUACGCGUGUGACUCCAACGGCAACAAGGUCUGCCUCGACGGCUGGACCGGCGGCGACUGCAAGAAAGCCAUUUGCAGACAAGGAUGCAGCACCGAGCACGGGCAGUGUGACAAUCCAGGGGAAUGCAAGUGCCAGUAUGGCUGGCAGGGCCAUUUCUGUGACCAGUGCAUCCCAUAUCCUGGCUGUGUACACGGCGGCUGCAGCAAGCCCUGGGAGUGUCGAUGCGACACCAACUGGGGUGGCCUGCUCUGCGACAAAGACCUCAACUACUGUGGCAACCACCAGCCGUGCCGCAAUGGCGGCAGCUGCUCCAACGCGCAGCCGGACAGCUACAAGUGCGACUGCCAGAAGGGCUACCACGGCGUGAACUGCGAGAUCGUUAACAACACGUGCGCCAACGGCGGCUCCAGUGUGGGGUCACCGUCGGGCUACAAGUGCCUCUGUGCCCCAGGAUGGACCGGAGCCAACUGCACUGAAGACAUUGACGAGUGCGCGUCGAGCCCUUGUGGUAACGGAGGGACCUGUCUCAACCUGGUGAACGGGUUCCGCUGCACUUGCCCUCCACAGUGGACAGGACACACCUGUCUAGUGGAUACGGACGAGUGCGAUGACAACCCUUGCGUUCACGCGCGCUCCUGCAAGAACCUUUUCGGAGGCUACUACUGCGGUUGCCUGCCCGGGUGGACUGGACAGAAUUGUGACAUUGAUGUCAAUGACUGUGAGGGGAAGUGCUUAAAUGGAGGAACAUGCAAGGACCUGGUGAACGAUUACAGCUGCGAGUGCAAGCCGGGCUACACGGGCAGACGUUGUGAGACGGAGGUGAACGAGUGUGCUUCGCACCCGUGCCUCAACGGCGGCCAGUGCAGAGACGCCAUCGAUUCCUACUACUGCGUUUGCAUGGACGGCUUUGCCGGCGACAGCUGUGAGCUGGACGUGGACCUCUGCGUCCCGAACCCAUGCCAGAACGGGGCCCGGUGUGUGAACCUCCCCAACGGCGACUACUUCUGCCACUGCUCGGAGAACUUUGAAGGAACAAAUUGCACCCUGCUGAAGGACCAUUGCCUCACCUCGCCCUGCCAGGUUAUCGACAGCUGCACGGUGGCCGUGCCCUCCAACACGUCGGAGAGCGGAGUGGCGCACGUCACCUCCACCGUGUGUGGCCCUAACGGACGCUGCCUCAGCCAGGCCGGUGGCAACUUUACCUGCAUGUGCAACUCCGGUUUCCGUGGAUCCUUCUGCCAUGAAAAUGUGAACGAUUGCGCGGAGGGCGCGUGUCACAAUGGAGGAACGUGUUUGGAUGGCAUCAACUCCUUCCAGUGCAUGUGCCCCGAUGGCUGGGAUGGCGAGUUCUGUGAGAACGAUGUUGAUGACUGCAGCAAUCACAACCCUUGCCUGAACGGAGGAACCUGUCACGACCUGGUCAAUGACUUCUCCUGCGAGUGCAAGAACGGCUGGAAAGGCAAGACCUGCCACUCAAAAAUCAGCCACUGUGACGAAGCGACGUGCAACAAUGGCGGGGAGUGCUUUGAUGUGGGAGACACGUUCAGAUGUUCCUGCCCUACAGGCUGGGAGGGCCCCACGUGCAACAUCGCCCAGAGCAUCGCGUGCAUGCCGAAUCCGUGCCAGAACGGAGCCACCUGCGUCAUCAGCGGAGACUCCUACAAGUGCAUCUGUCAGAGCGGAUGGGAGGGCGCCAACUGUACCCAGGAUAUCAACGAUUGCAGUUCUCACCCCUGCUACAAUGGCGGGACGUGCGUCGAUGGGACAAACUGGUACCGCUGUGAGUGCGCAGCUGGAUUCGCUGGACCUGACUGCAGAAUAAACAUCAAUGAGUGCCAGUCCAUGCCGUGUGCAAAGGACGCCACGUGCAUCGAUGAGAUUAACGGCUACCGGUGCAUGUGUCCCCUCGGCCGUGCGGGACGACACUGCCAUGACGUUGUACAGCCAACGCAACCAUGUGUGGCCAGCGGCAGGAAUCACUCCCAUGGGUCCAGCUGGAAGGAGGAAUGCAACAUGUGCCACUGCUCCAAUGGGAACAUCAAUUGCACAAAGGUGUGGUGCGGAAACAAGCUCUGCCUGCUGAGCCCUGCUGCGGCGUCCGCGGAGAGGGACGGGUGCCCCGCAGGGCUGUCGUGCCACGCGAUGCGUCACGAGUCCUGCCUCGCGGGAUCCUGCUUCCGCCAAGGGGAAUGCCUGCCCCAGACUUCCCCUCCGGCCUCCCUGUGCCAGCAGCAAGAGGAUGGAGCAAGCGGGGGCUGUGCUCACUUGAGACUCACCUUCGACAGGAGCCUCUUGGCCCCUAGCACCACGGUGGAACACAUUUGCAGAGAACUGCGCUACUUGGAAGCCAUCCACAACCUGUCCAGCAGCUUCCCCAUCUACAUCUUGUGUGAGAUGAUCGACAAGGAGCCGGACAAGAUCAGAGUUGCCAUCUCUUCCGACCGACAGUCGGGGCCACAGGGAGCACAGCUGGUGCAAGAGGUGGCGGCGCGGAUUGCAGACGCCAUCAAGCAGCGCAGAUCCGGAAGCAGCCGCCACUUGGCAGCUGUCACCAAUGCGGACUUCACGCAUUCCACUGCAGCAGAUAAUAUGGUGUUAAUCGUGAGCAGCGCGCUGGGCUUCCUGCUGCUGCUGGCCACGCUGCUCCUCUGCCUGUGCUGCAUGCGGAGAAGACGAAACCGCCGGUCACCUCACCUCGAUAAGGUGGACGACAAGGACAAGGUCACGGAGCCGCUCAACAAGGUCAUUAUCCACAACCCAAUCAGUGGCGGUGGUGGCGGCGGCGGCAGUCAGAACAACAAGCAGCUCGAGCAAAAUUUGUGCCGUGUGGGCAAAAUGCGGACACACAACAUCGAGCUGGAGGAAAUCGACAAGCUGGGAUUUAGCAGCAAUAAAGCGACGCUGGGCUAUGGCGCCGGAUCGUUGGCCACACCCGAGGAGCAACCGCUGAGGUCCAAGUUGAAUGUGAACAGACCUGCGUACACAUGGACGACACAGGUGGAAGUAUAGUCCUAUACUGCACUGGCGAAACAGACUUUGGUGUCGUGAGCAGCAGCAGCAACAGCAGCAGCAGUUACACGGACAUUGAUAACUGGACAAAAAUGCGUGCUGUGCCUUUUUUUUUACGGAAUUACGGACAGUCAAGGGCUGUCGCUUCUGCUCUUUAUUCACUUUUUAUGUGAACUUUGCAGGUUAUUCAUUGUCAAUGUCAACGUAGUUGUUGUACCAUGCACGUGCCCCAUCGAGCAUGUGCCCUGCAACGUCUACAGAAAAACUCAAGCAAGUGAACAACUGUCGUGAGCGUAGUGGAGUGGAUUUAGACCGUGGAAGAGAAAUAAAAAAAAAAUAAGAGGAAAGGUUGUGCUUGAUGUUGCGCAGUCGAUGUUACCAUUUUUGUGCUCCUUGGCAGCUUCUGAGAAUGCCUUUUUUGAAAGAAGUACACACACACACACCACGCACGCGUGCUGCUUGCUAUGCAAUCAAGUGGGAGAUAAAAAAAAUAUUGGAGAGAAAAAAUCACAAAAAAAUAUACAAAAUGUUAAAGUGAAAAAAAAGAGGACAGAAUGCCCAGAAAACACUGAAGUCUUGCAGAAGACAAGAAGGAUGCUUACUCCAUGUUUACAUGAUGGGCAGGAUGUAUUUUUUCAAUCUAGCAAAGCUGAAUAUAUACACCAUAGCUAGGCUACUGAACUAAGAUAUAAUACAGAGACUAUCCGUCUCACACUGCACUGGUUAUUAUUAUAUUGUUACGUUAGGAUGUUUGAACUGUUAACCUUGGUAACUUAUUUUUUGUGCUUUUUUAAAUAAAUAUAUAAUGAAUAAAAUUACACACAUGUCUAUAUAUAUCUCUCAAUGUACGCAUAUGCAUAUGGGUUAUGAAUGAUAUGACUCGACUUGCGGCAUAGGCUUAGAGUGAGUCACAGUCCGUUUGCCAAUUGAGGCCCCUUUAUCAUCAUUUUUUUCUGCUCAGCAUUUUUCUUCAUGGGACAUUGACAUCGAAGUUACAUUUUGUAGGAAGCCUCAAAGCUCCGACUGGGUAGUCAGGAAGUGCCUUUUAGGUGACCUUUUUGCUGUGUCUGUUGUGGGUUGUAUGCGUUGAUUGACGAUAGACUGGAAAACCCUACCUGGAAAAGGUGUGCGCAAAGCGCAGACAGGCGUUGGUGUUGUUGUAUCAUAACAUAAUCAAAAUCACGAUGGCUCGAUGUAAAUACUCGAUGUAUAUUUUAGAUCGCUGUAUAUUGAUAACUAAAUGUUAAUCUUGAAACCUGCAUUCCUUUUAUUUAUUUAUAUGUCACAUAAUUGGAUGUAUUGGGAAAUCUUUACUAUAUUGUUGUGUAUUAUUGGAAUAAUAUUUUUUUUUUGGGGGGGGGGAGGUGGAGACAAGGGUUGGGGGGCUUUUAAUUGGCUGUUGUGUUUAAUGUAGAGCAUGGAAUGUUAUUAAUAACUGUAGUCUGAAAACAAGGGUCUUCAUGCUGUCUUCUCUGUGCCUUCAUGCCCUGUGCCUCGCAUGACCUAGCACAUCUUCUCGCUUUUCGCUUGCAAAGUAACUAUCACUUACGAGACUCGAUGGCAUUCGGGGAAAAACAUCCGCACCGACUCUUCAGCUGACUAUUACAGUAUAAGAAUUGAGUGGCAUCGAAAGUCGUCGUAUUUUUUAUCUUGGAAUUAAUCAGAGUUUGUCAAGAGUUAUUGGGCAGGAUUAGGGCAGAAUGUAUUUUUUGAUAUCUUGAGAGCAAAGUGAUAUCAAAUUCUCUCAUAUCAUGAAUUCGGUCCGUGUAAUUGAUGCAACAACAACAAAGAGUGUAGAUUGUGUCCGCAAGUUAUAGCAUUAAGAAUUUGCAGCAUUUGAGCAAACUGUCUUGGUGUUCCGAUUCAUGAUAUUAACAAGCUAUGUCAAAUACACUUAACAAACUAGUAUAUGGUAAAUGCUGUAUUAGCCCGCCAUCCACACUUUAGACCGCUCUGCUUCUUAGCAAACUACUGCACUUAACUUCCUUUGCAUUGUAUACAGUAACUUCAUGCAAUGUAAUGCUACUAUAAAUAAAUUAAUCGACAAAGGAUGGUGAAUUUUAAAUUAUUCUGGCAUUUAAAAAAAAUAUUAAUAUUAAAGGUGUUUAGUGUUUUUUAUAUUACCGUAUUAUUAUUGAAUCGAAAAUGCGUGUGGAAAAUGGCGACGUUAUGUCAUUGUUGAUACAUCGGCUGGGAUUAAUUAACCCUUUUUGUAAAAUGUUAUUUACUAUUAUUAUUACUAUCCAUAGGGUUUCUGUUCAAUAAAAUAAGAGGCUAUAAACAUUGGCCAAAAUCACCAAUAUACAGUUAACAGAGACAUCGGCAUAGAUUCAUUCUUGUGCCUCAUAUAUAUUGAUUCUAGGUCUGGUGAUGUGUAUUGCUAUUGCAUCUUGUAUUCAAAAGCAAGUCCUGUUGCAGAGAUGUAAUAAUAAUUAUAAUACCAGGUAGAGCCUCACUGAGUCUCAAGACUCACCUUCAGGAGGGUCUUCCAUUGGGUAGUUUGACCAGUUCCAUUAAUUAUUGUUUCGCAUUUAAGAGGACACCAGGCUAUAACCAGAGUAAACCCAUGCAUACGAGUGAAUAGCAUUCAAAGCUCCACACAGAUUCAUUCGACAGACAAACCCAACUCAUUGAAUCUCCAUUCCUGCCCAUACCGAUAUCACUUUGUGUGAUAUCAUGAUGGUGACCCAUUCAAGAAAUAGCCAGGCUUGGUCCUUCCAUAAAUAUAAGGCUGCAAAAUGUCCAUAUUCUUUCAAUUUCUGUCACCUGCUAUCAUCACGAAGGAAUGCUCACCAUUCUCCACUGAAUGCCUGAAUUGGAUGCAGACGUCAACUCGCAGAAACACUCACCUAGCAUUAUUCUGGUUCAUAUCGUUUUCCAAUUAACGUGACAUGUAGACAUGUGUACCAAAUAUGUUUGUUAAUCGCCUUUUUAUACGUAAUCACUACAUGCUUUCAUCCACUUAUGAGAUCCCACGUGCAUGACGUUGAGCAGAUAGUGGUGUGUUUUGUCCAUAUUUAUUUUUUUCCUGCAUGGAAUUCAAUGGAUUGAAAAUUAAGGAGAAGAGCAAGACCUGUGAUGCAUUGUUUUAAAGUGGCUGUAUCGUUUGAAGCAGGGCCCCAACAGCAUUCGGGAAAACACAGUGCCCAAUGAUCUCUAUGCAAAAAAGCACGGCAAACCGUUCAAUUAGCCCACAGAGAAACGUCCAAUGUGAGUUCCAAGUUUUGUUUCAUUUUAAUGGAACUGGUGCAGAAAUGCCAAUGAUCAUUGCGAUUAACCACUAACAACGAUGAUGUAUCGCUCCCUAUCGGCUACACCUGUAAAGUGGUAUUUUAAAAGUUCGGAAAUCGGAUCGAUAUUUAUGGAUCUGGAAUGUUGCAAAAUGUCAUGUUUAAAUGGGUGCAGGAGAUGUGAAAUUCUGUUGAGCUUCUCCAUGUAACAUAGGAGUGGCUACUUGGCAUAUUUUUUUAGCUUCCAAUAAUGAUUGAGUUUCAUCGUGGAAACUAUAAAUAACAAAAUGAUUAAGCAGAUUUUGCUCCUCAUAUCUGUCUCCUGACGUAUUUUUGUUUUACAUGACAUCAGCCACAUGGCUGAUUUGGGAGUGCAUAAUUAAAUUAGUAUUGGAUUAAUACAAGCAAAACUCUGGACCAGUUAUGACGUUUCACUGUCUCCUCAGCAGUCAGACUUGCUUCGACCAAUGCUGAAUAACCUGAACUGCGCAUUUUUAUAAGACAAUGACCGUUUUUGCUAAAAAUGGGUCCCGGUUUGAUGCAGAAUUCUUAUAAUACACAGCACAAAAUAAUCAUUGAGGUUAUUGAUCAUUUGGCGUUGUGACGUGCUCAUAGCAUCGUGUGCAUCUGGAGGAAAAGCACUGAUGUAUAAAACUUAGCCAAUUUUUUUUAAAGGUGAAAACACGAGGGUUGAACUGCAUUAGUGGGACCGUCUGGUUCAUCUCAUGAACUCCGCGGAAAACGUAUUCUCGUAAAGCUGUUGUCAGUCCACGGACUUCUGCUAGAUAAGGUAGAUGGAGCAUAGAUUAUUCUCGAUCACUUGUGUUGUUGACAUGCAGAGAUUUCCCCCCCCCCACCCCCUCCGCGUGUAUAUUGAGACUGAUGUGUUAUUUUUUUAUGGUAUAUCGCAUCUUACGUCACUUAGGAAUGAUUCCAACAUUGAGCAUCAUUAAAGUAUUUUGUAUCCAACGAA
Petromyzon marinus (sea lamprey) is the source of this 8279-nucleotide messenger RNA. Its product is annotated as protein jagged-1b-like. Gene Ontology annotation, biological process: Notch signaling pathway; multicellular organism development; cell communication. NCBI's taxonomy places the organism in Eukaryota, Metazoa, Chordata, Hyperoartia, Petromyzontiformes, Petromyzontidae. Gene Ontology annotation, molecular function: calcium ion binding; Notch binding. Gene Ontology annotation, cellular component: membrane. The record is from RefSeq and is a predicted model, not a curated record.